AUGCUCUUGGAUGUCUUCGAGCUGCUGUCUUUGUCUACCUCCCAUUCUCAACCUGCGUUCUCUUUCUCGUAUGCGAUAUGCUUCUUCGACAUCUCUCCAUCCACGCGUCCAAGCGCGUAUACCCUCAAGAAGUGCCCCGAUGGUCUCCUCGUUGUAUUUUUCCGUCUUACGUCGAGUCCAUUGUCUUCGCCCAGUUUUAUGCGACCUGGUCGCGGUUAUCUGGUCAUGCUGUUCUUGCCAGGCUUCAACCCAGCUGACCAACCCAUUAACUGUACCUUGAAGCCCUUCAAGGUCCGCCGUCUCUUCCCAGAGUUCCUUCUGCCUGCAAGGGAAUCAGGUUGGUCAAUUUGGGGCUACAGAUAUGCUCUGUCUCAUUCUUCGAAUUUCCCGGUCACAAAGAUCAUAAAUUUGCAGCGACUCUCUUCUGCGUUUCUUGAACUCUUCACUGAGUUCGGUGAUUUCACUGAGGACGCUUGUCAGCUCCUUGAUAGAUACCUUUUUGGUGCUGGAAAAUCCAACACCGUUAUUAUAAUGACGAGUGCUUGGAGCAUCUGGAGUCACGGCUCUCGCGCAUUCCGUGCAGACACCUUUGGGACGACAUCGGCUAAUUUCUUGGGUCAGUCCUGGACGUGGAUCGAAAAUGGAUUCAAUGCUGUCAAGGCAGCUGCUCAGAAAAAUGUUUUGCUCUUCUGA
This is a messenger RNA of Aspergillus fumigatus Af293, 693 nucleotides long. RefSeq lists its product as uncharacterized. The transcript is spliced from 2 exons. Bases 1 to 693 code for a protein of 230 amino acids. NCBI's taxonomy places the organism in Eukaryota, Fungi, Ascomycota, Eurotiomycetes, Eurotiales, Aspergillaceae. The record is from RefSeq and is a predicted model, not a curated record.